UGCAUCGAAUCUGAGACAACUGCAUCAUGUACACCAACCCAAUCAUCCCAGGGUUCAACCCCGAUCCAUCCAUUGUGCGUGUUGGCGAAGGUUAUUUCCUGGUGACUUCUUCGUUCGAAUACUUCCCUGGGGCUCCAAUCUACCACAGCACCGACCUGAUCCAGUGGACUCUGAUCGGUCAUGCAUUGACACGCCCGAGUCAGUUGCAAAUCCAGACCCCGGAGCCUGGCGGCGGCAUCUGGGCGACCACAUUGCGCUAUCACCAGGGAACCUUCUACUGUCUCGCUGCUUGCUUCCAGCGCUAUCGACCCCAGGAGGACGAUCGGGUCUGGCCUCGAGGGUUCUACGUGAAGACAACGAACAUCCGGGAUUCUGAUUCCUGGUCUGAUCCAGUCUACUUUGACCAAGUCGGCUUUGAUCAAGAUCUGUUCUGGGACGAUGAUGGUACCGUCUACCUGUCUUCGACCUAUCGCAAGUUGGAUCGCACUCCCCAUGCCAAUCUCAAAGACUUUGCCGUGCAUACUGUUCCAGUCAACCUAGAGACCGGAGCAUCUCUUGCAGAGCCGCGUUUGAUCCGGGAGUCGGCGUCUGGUGUGGCAGAGGGCUCGCACCUCUUCCGGCGUGGGGAGUACUACUAUCUCUUUACAGCUGAAGGAGGCACCGAGAGUGGACAUUGUGAAUGGGUUUCGCGCAGUAAGACGGGUCCACUGGGUCCCUGGGAAGUCGCCCUGACGAACCCUCUCUGGAGGAAUGGAUUAUCGGACGAGGUCCAGAAUACUGGCCAUGCUGACCUGGUCGAGGACACCAAGGGACAGUGGUGGGUGGUGCUGCUGGGCGUGAGGCCGGUCUGGCGAGGAGGGGCUUGGGAGGAGUCUGUUUUUGGUCGUGAGACCUUCUUGGUGCCGAUGGACUGGGAGAACGACUGGCCCGUCAUCAAUGGUGGGCAGAAGAUUCCGCUGGAGUACUCUGGUCCCCAGCUGUAUCAGUUCGAGCACCCUGUCGCCUGGCGCGAUGACUUUGAUCAGCCCUCCUUGCAACUCGGGUGGUACCGGAAGAACACGCCCCUGGUGCACGACUAUUCUCUGACGGAGAGGGAAGGCUGUCUGCGUCUAUACGGCGGCCCCUACAAUCUAUCAAUUCCCGCAUGUCCGACUUUGUUUCUUCGCAAACAGACCCACCGCAUCUGCACAUGGGAAACUCGGUUGUCUUUCACUUCGGAGCAGAAGCAUACUGAGGCCGGCACCGUAGUCUGGUGGAAUUACCUGACCUACAGCAGCAUUGGCGUCCGUCGAUCGGCCACAGGUAGCCGGAUGGUGCGCUUCCAGCCCGCCGAAGGAGAUGUUCUGGACUUCGCCCUGAAGAGUCAACUGUCGGACAUUGUUCUCACUAUCGAAUGUGGCUCGUCCUAUCGAUUCGGGUUCUAUGAAUUCGCCUCUGCAGAAAAUAGGCAGACGGUGCAAUGGGUCGGUGAAGUGACAAAUAGCACAAUGACCAGAGCUCCUCCUGUUGGAGCGGCAUUUACUGGUAUGAUGCUUGGUCUGUAUGCCUUUGUUUCUUGA
Molecule: messenger RNA, 1559 nt
Organism: Aspergillus saccharolyticus JOP 1030-1
Lineage: Eukaryota; Fungi; Ascomycota; Eurotiomycetes; Eurotiales; Aspergillaceae
Product: glycoside hydrolase family 43 protein
Exons: 4
Coding region: 27-1559 (510 amino acids)
Biological process (GO): carbohydrate metabolic process
Molecular function (GO): hydrolase activity, hydrolyzing O-glycosyl compounds
Source: RefSeq, a predicted model, not a curated record